Messenger RNA from Priceomyces carsonii, 4692 nucleotides. It is a transcript of the gene MYO2, whose product is annotated as myosin 2. Gene Ontology annotation, molecular function: actin filament binding; microfilament motor activity; ATP binding. Lineage: Eukaryota; Fungi; Ascomycota; Pichiomycetes; Serinales; Debaryomycetaceae. The transcript has a single exon. Bases 1 to 4692 code for a protein of 1563 amino acids. Gene Ontology annotation, cellular component: cytoplasm; actin cytoskeleton; vesicle. Gene Ontology annotation, biological process: actin filament organization; vesicle transport along actin filament. The record is from RefSeq and is a predicted model, not a curated record.
AUGGUUUCUGAUUAUGACGUUGGUACUCGUUGUUGGUAUCCUGAUGAGAAAUACGGAUGGAUUGGUACAACUGUCAAAUCUAAUGUAAAGGAGGGAAAUAAGCAUUUGAUAGAGUUAGUUUCUGACAACGACGAUUCUACUGUCUUCAAAUUUGAAGCGGACAAUUUAAGCGAAGACAAUGAUAAAUUACCUCCUUUACGGAACCCUCCUAUUUUGGAGGCCGCUGAAGAUUUAACGAGCUUGUCUUAUUUGAAUGAACCUGCUGUUUUGCAUGCGAUUAAAGUCCGUUACUCUCAACUCAAUAUUUACACUUAUUCUGGUAUCGUUUUGAUUGCAACUAAUCCUUUCCAGAGAGUAGACCAGCUUUAUUCACAAGAUAUAAUUCAGGCUUAUGCCGCGAAGAGAAGAGGUGAAUUGGAUCCACAUUUAUUCGCAAUAGCAGAAGAUGCCUACCGCUGUAUGAAAAUGGAUGGGAAAAAUCAGACGAUAGUUGUGAGUGGUGAGUCAGGUGCUGGUAAGACUGUUAGUGCAAAGUAUAUUAUGAGGUAUUUUGCAUCAGUAGAUGAGGAAUCUGAAUUGGAGACAAAUAUUGGGACCGACCAUAAGUCAGAUAUGUCUGACGUAGAAAAACAAAUUUUGGCCACUAAUCCCAUAAUGGAAGCCUUCGGAAAUGCUAAGACCACUAGAAAUGAUAAUUCUUCUAGAUUUGGUAAAUAUUUGGAAAUUCUAUUUGAUAAAUCUACGUCAAUCAUUGGUGCUAGAACAAGAACAUAUUUAUUGGAGAGAUCUAGAUUGGUUUUUCAACCAUCGACGGAAAGAAACUAUCAUAUAUUUUACCAAAUGUUAGCAGGAAUGCUGGAAGCUGACAAAGAUAAGUUGAGCUUAAAGACUGCUGAUGAUUAUCUUUACACAAACCAGGGAGGGCAAUCAAAAAUUGAAGGAGUUGAUGAUUUGGAAGAUUUUAACGCGACAAAAGAAGCUAUGACUUUAAUUGGCAUAGAUGACUCCAAUCAAUUUGAAAUCUACAGAAUAUUAGCUGCUCUUUUACACAUUGGUAACAUCGAAAUAGCACCGUCGCGAAAUGAUGCACGUUUAUCUUCGGAUGAGCCAAAUUUAGUCAAAGCGUGUGACUUAUUGGGACUUGAUGCUAUGAACUUUACCAAAUGGUGUAUCAAAAGACAGAUCACAACUAGAUCAGAGAAAAUUGUCAGUAAUUUGAAUCACUCCCAAGCGAUCGUGGCCAGAGAUUCUUUCGCUAAGUUUAUAUAUGCUGCCUUAUUUGACUGGUUGGUCGACUACAUUAACUCCGAUUUAUGUCCCCCAGCUGUGAGUGAAAAGAUUUCUUCUUUCAUCGGAGUUUUGGAUAUAUAUGGGUUUGAGCAUUUUGAAAAGAAUUCGUUUGAGCAGUUUUGCAUCAAUUAUGCCAAUGAAAAAUUGCAACAGGAAUUUAAUCAACAUGUUUUCAAACUAGAACAAGAAGAAUAUGUGAAGGAAGAAAUUGAGUGGUCUUUCAUUGACUUUGCUGACAACCAGCCAUGCAUCAAUUUGAUUGAAAAUAAAUUGGGAGUUUUAUCAUUGUUGGAUGAGGAAUCGCGAUUACCAGCAGGGAAUGACAAUUCAUGGAUUCAAAAAAUGUACCAAACACUAGACAAGGAGCCAACAAAUAAGGUCUUCAAAAAACCAAGAUUUGGACAGAAUAAAUUCAUCGUUAGUCACUAUGCUCUUGAUGUUACAUAUGACAUUGAUGGUUUUAUCGAAAAGAAUAGAGAUACAGUGGGAGAAGGUCAUAUAGAAGUUUUGAAGAAUUCUUCGAAUGAGCUCUUACAAUCCGUUUUGGCUAUUAUUGAAAAGAAUAGUGCUGCCUUGGAAGCCUCAAAGCCAGCUAGCAAUUCAAGAGUCAAAUCAGUUGCUACCAAAAAACCAACUUUAGGGUCGAUGUUCAAGAACUCUUUGAUUGAGUUGAUGAAAACUAUCGAUUCGACCAAUGUACAUUACAUCAGAUGUAUAAAGCCAAAUGAGCACAAAAAAGCGUGGGAAUUCGAUUCCUUAAUGGUUUUAUCCCAGUUACGUGCUUGUGGUGUUUUAGAAACUAUUAGAAUAUCUUGUGCUGGGUUCCCAUCCCGGUGGUCUUACGUUGAAUUUGCUGAUAGGUAUCAUAUCUUGGUCUCUUCAAGUCUUUGGAUACCGGUCAUGAGUGGUGAUACUACCCAGGAAUCGGUAACUGACUUAUGUAAUAAGAUACUAUCAACUAACAUAAGUGACAAGGCCAAAUAUCAGUUGGGUAAUACUAAAAUAUUCUUCAAGGCAGGUAUGUUAGCACAUUUAGAGAAAUUGAGAACAGAAAAACUUUAUAAAUCUGCUGUUAUGAUUCAGAAGAAUAUGAGAAGGCGUUACUGGAGGCACAAAUAUUUGGCUAUCAGAGAGUCACACAUCAAGCUUCAAGCGUUGGUUCGUGGUGUCAUUAGAAGAGCCUUGAUAAAGAGGGAGGCGGAAAACAAUGCUGCUACAAAGAUUCAAACGGCAGUAAGAGGAUAUCUCGUGAGAAAGAGAGUCAACGAUACUCGUAAUUCCAUCGUUGUUUUACAGAGAUCCAUUAGAGGUUUGCAAGCACGUAGGAACUAUAACAAGUUGAGAACCGAAAAAUCUGCUGUCGUACUUCAAAAAUCUUGGAGAGGGCAUGCUGUACGAAAUGAAUAUAAUAAGAAACGUCAAUCCGCGAUUUUGUUGCAAUCGCAUGUUAGAAGGAAAAUGGCUGUUAAGGAGUACAAGCAACUAAAGGUAGACGCUAAAUCUGUGAAUCGGUUGCAAGAAGCUUCUUAUAGAUUGGAAAAUAAAGUUAUCGAAUUGACUCAGUCAUUAACUUCUAAAAUUCAAGACAACAAGAAGUUGGUCAAUGAGAUAGCAAAUUUAAAAAAUUUGCUCGAUCAGUCUAAUAAUGCACACGAAAUUUUGAAAUCUAGAGAACUCGAAUUCAAUGAGAAAUUUGAUUCACAAAACAACGAUCAUCAAAGAGAAAUUGCAAAUUUGAACAAAGAAUUAGAUGUUAUUAAAUCUGAAUACGCUUCGGCUGAAAAGAAAAUCGAGCAAUUGUCUCAGGAGCAAGCAGGAUUGAGGCAGGAUGUUCAAAGAAAUAUUGAAGAAUUGAACCGUGCUAAGGAUGCUUUAGUCAAACGUGACACAAUAGAAGUUGAUUUGAAAUCUCAUAUUGAGCAGCUCAAGUCAGAGCUUGCGACUUUGCAAUCUCAACAGCAGAGAGGAAUGGUAAAUAGCUCUAGAAAUGUCAGCGGAAAGCGUCAUAGUAGCGCUUUGGCUUGGAACAAUCCAUCCUCAUAUGAGCAGUCUAAUGGUAAUAGACCUGUUUCAGUCAUUGCUGUUUCAAAUGAUGACGAAGCAAGCGCUGACGAUAUCAAUGAUGAGUUGUUCAGAUUAUUAAGAGAUUCAAGACAAUUGCACAGGGAAAUAGUAGAAGGCUUAUUGAAGGGAUUGAAGAUACCUCCUGCUGGAGUAGCUGCAGACUUGAGCAGAAAGGAAGUCUUAUUCCCAGCGAGAAUAAUUAUCAUUAUACUAUCUGAUAUGUGGAGGUUGGGUUUAACUAAAGAAAGUGAAGAGUUUUUGGGAGAAGUUUUAGCGGCAAUUCAACAAAUUGUGUCAACAUUAAAAGAUGACGACGUUAUUCCCAAUGGUGCCUUUUGGUUAUCUAAUACUCACGAGUUAUAUUCUUUCGUAUCUUAUGCGCAGCAAACCAUCAUCGCUAAUGAUACUCUUUCACAUGAAAUGAGCGAGGAAGAAUUCGAUGAGUAUUUGAAACUAGUUGCUGUUGUCAAAGAAGAUUUUGAAUCUCUCUCUUAUAACAUAUACAAUAUGUGGAUGAAAAAGAUGGAAAAGGACUUAGAGAAAAAAGCGGUCUCGGCUGUUGUAUUGUCUCAGUCCUUGCCCGGAUUCAUGGCUCCUGAAAGUUCUCCAUUUUUAGCCAAGGUUUUCUCACCUGGUGUGCAAUAUAAAAUGGAUGAUAUUUUGAGCUUUUUUAACUCAGUUUAUUGGUCGAUGAAAUCAUAUUUUAUUGAAAAUGAUGUUAUGAAUGAAGUGAUUAUAGAAUUGUUGAGAUUUGUGGAUGCAUUAUGUUUCAAUGAUUUAAUAAUGAGACGCAAUUUUUUGUCGUGGAAAAGAGGUUUGCAAUUAAAUUAUAAUGUAACUAGGUUAGAAGAAUGGUGUAAAGGUCAUGAGAUUCAAGAAGGCUCUGGAUAUUUAAGUCAUUUGCUUCAGGCUGCUAAGUUAUUACAAUUAAGAAAAAAUACCCCUGACGACAUUGAGAUCAUCUAUGAAAUUUGCUAUGCAUUGAAACCAAUCCAGAUUCAAAAAUUAAUAUCUCAGUACUACGUGGCAGAUUAUGAGACACCCAUCGCACCUAAUGUCUUACAAGCUGUCGCCGAUAGGGUGAAAGCAAAUGAUGGGGCUGCUAAUGAUGAUCUAUUUGAAGUGGUGUCAACUGAUGGACACUUCAAUGAUCCAUUUAGAACCGUUGCUUUGAGACCUUUUUCAAGAGUGGAAGCAUAUGUUCCAGCAUGGUUGAAUUUGCCAGUCAUUAGAAGAAUUGUAGAAUUAGUUGCUAAGAAUGCAUCAGUUCAAGAUUUUACAAAUUUAGAGGAAAAUGGUUCAGAAAUCACCACUAACGGUGCUGCUAUCCAGGCAUAG